GCAGGCAACUCCGGACCCCGAGCGGCAGCUCCAGCCGGCGCCCCUGGAGCCGCUGGGCCGCUCAGACGCUGGGCUAGGGGUUACGGUCGAUGAGGAAGCGGAGAGGGCCCGAGAAGAAGGCUCCGGGGGCGACACGGACACAGUGAAACACAGCUGUCUGUGAACCAGGAAGCAGACCCUCACCGAAUCUGCCAGUUCCUUGAUCUUGUACUUUCCAGCCUCCAGGACUAUGACACACAAUAAUUUUUGGUUGAAGAAGAUAGAAAUCAGUGUUUCAGAAGCAGAAAAGCGAACUGGAAGAAAUGCCAUGAACAUGCAAGAAACAUAUACUGCUUACCUCAUUGAAACAAGGUCAGUUGAACAUACUGAUGGUCAGAGUGUCCUAACAGAUUCACUGUGGCGGCGAUAUAGUGAAUUUGAGUUAUUGAGAAACUACCUUUUAGUUUACUAUCCACAUAUUGUUGUGCCACCUCUGCCAGAAAAACGGGCAGAAUUUGUUUGGCAUAAACUUUCUGCUGACAACAUGGAUCCAGAUUUUGUGGAGAGGCGACGGAUUGGUUUAGAAAACUUUCUCUUGAGGAUUGCUUCACAUCCCAUCCUUUGUAGAGACAAAAUUUUCUACCUAUUUUUAACACAGGAAGGUAACUGGAAGGAGACUGUGAAUGAAACUGGGUUUCAGCUGAAGGCAGACUCCAGGUUAAAAGCGCUUAAUGCAACAUUCAGAGUGAAAAACCCAGACAAGAGAUUUACUGACCUUAAGCACUACAGUGAUGAACUACAGUCUGUCAUCUCACAUCUUCUUCGAGUCAGAGCUAGAGUAGCAGAUCGACUCUAUGGUGUAUAUAAAGUACAUGGGAAUUAUGGACGAGUUUUCAGUGAAUGGAGUGCCAUAGAAAAAGAAAUGGGUGAUGGACUGCAGAGUGCUGGUCAUCAUAUGGAUGUGUAUGCAUCUUCUAUUGAUGAUAUAUUGGAAGAUGAAGAACAUUAUGCAGAUCAGUUGAAAGAGUAUCUCUUUUAUGCAGAAGCAUUGCGGGCUGUGUGCAGGAAACAUGAACUUAUGCAGUAUGACUUGGAAAUAGCUGCUCAGGACUUAGCAUCCAAGAAGCAGCAGUGUGAGGAACUGGCAACUGGGACUGUGAGAACAUUCUCUUUGAAGGGAAUGACUACCAAGCUCUUUGGUCAAGAAACUCCAGAGCAGAGAGAAGCCAGGAUAAAGGUGCUAGAAGAACAAAUAAAUGAAGGAGAACAACAGCUAAAGUCUAAAAAUCUGGAAGGCAGAGAAUUUGUGAAAAAUGCAUGGGCUGAUAUUGAACGCUUCAAAGAACAAAAGAACCGAGACUUAAAGGAGGCCCUCAUAAGCUAUGCAGUUAUGCAGAUCAGCAUGUGCAAAAAGGGAAUUCAAGUUUGGACCAAUGCUAAGGAAUGUUUUAGCAAGAUGUAAUCCUGUGGAAUGAAUUUCUCUCCAGUCAAAGUGCCCCAAAACAGAAGCACAAGUAAAUAAAAGAAUUUAAGUCACUACCUAGUAUACAUAAAUAUAUACAGUAAGUUGAAUAAAUUCAGCUUUCUUUAACUUAAUUGUAGUUGUGUUAAUGUAGCACAAAAAAGAUGUAUUUUAAUGGAGAUUAAAUAUUAUAAUUUGAGGUUUUGGGGACUGGUGCUGAUUCCAAAAAGUUAAUUUAAUAAUAUAUACCAACAGAUUGUUUGUCAGGCUUCUGAACCAAUGACCGAAUGUCAGAAUGUUUGUUAAUUUCUAGAUGUUUGUUUCAAGGCCAACUGUUUCAGAUCUAUUAAUGUAGGGAAUUUUUCCCUAAGAUUGAAUUCCUAUAUUUACUUGGUAAGAUCCACUUAUCUCUCUUGCCUUAUAGCUGAGCUAUUUGGUUUGACAAAGCUCAGCAGAAACUUGAUAUGAAAAAUCUGAGAUUUUCUUUCACAUUCAUUGAUGCCCCCUUGUAACAUUUGCAUACAAUAGAAAAUGCCUUCAAUUUGUGUGUUACCAGAAUUUUGAUACUGGUCAGAAAUUUUAUACUGCCAACAAAGAAGACUCAACUUCUCAGAUAUAUAGUGGAAUACAUUGUCAUCUUCUAGCAAUUGCUAUAUAGACAGUAUAAUUAAAUUCUUUUCAAAUUAUUCUUAACCUCAGUAACGAGCCUAAAUUUACUCUGCUUGGCUCUCUACACAUGGCAUUUCAGGGUACAAGAUGUAGCAUUUCAAUGUGUAAGGUAUAUGUACUAAACGUGUUUUGCUGUCUUCAUCAUUAACAUUCUUCUUUUCUAUUGCUUGGCUGUAAUUUUUGUAAAGAUAAAUUAUAUUGUUUUUUUAUAUGUGUGUUUGUGGUAUAUGUUCAGAAGACAAGCAUCUUCAUUUUGCUAGCUUUGCAGAAUCUUAAAAUGUAUACUUGUUAUUUCUAAUGAAGUAAACAAAAAAAUCCCCAGUCCUGUUUAGCAUUUGACUUUUUUAUAUGUUUUAAAUGUUGCUGGAUUUUUGUGCUGUUCGCCAAACUUAUACAAUAAAUAAAUGAAAUAUU
Messenger RNA from Callithrix jacchus (white-tufted-ear marmoset), 2524 nucleotides. RefSeq names its product sorting nexin 4 (gene SNX4). The record is from RefSeq and is a predicted model, not a curated record. Gene Ontology annotation, molecular function: phosphatidylinositol-3-phosphate binding. Gene Ontology annotation, biological process: positive regulation of autophagosome assembly; protein transport. Gene Ontology annotation, cellular component: early endosome membrane; plasma membrane; SNARE complex. Lineage: Eukaryota; Metazoa; Chordata; Mammalia; Primates; Cebidae.